UAACCCAGACCACAAAAAGAAGCAUUUGGUACAUGAUGCGUGGACGAGAAUUCAAAAUAGGCUCAGUUGGCCUACCACAAUAGAAGAAAUGAAGAGGAAAAAAGAUUCUUUGAUGUCGUACUACAGAGCUCAUCUCAAUAAAAUAAAGAAAUCAAUGAGGUCAGGCGCUGGCACCGACGACAUAUAUCAAACAAAUUGGUUCGCCUUUUCGGCUAUGAACAGUUUUCUUCAGCCAAUAUAUGAUUGUCGCCGGACUAUCGAUACACAGAAUGAAAGUGUACGGGAAGAGCAUGCAGAACGUGACGAUGAACAUGAAGGGAUUACAGUUAGUCGUAGUGAAGAAGACUCAACUCCAACUCCUCCGAUUAAUUCAAACAUAACAAAUAAGCGAGCGAAAAUUGAUUUUCCUUCAGAAAUAUUACAUGCGAAGAGACAAAUGCAAGAGGCAUUUGAGCACGUGAAAGGCAGUGUCAACGACGAAUAUGAAAUGUUUGGGAAACUGAUUGCUGCUAAAAUAAGAAAACUUAAAAACCCAAAUACCAGAGACAUUCUUAUGAAUGAUAUCCAUAGCAUGGUUAUAAACGCAGGCAUGAUAGAUCGGGUUCACCCAACUCAUCCAUAUCACUCCAAAUCCAUUCAUCGUUACAUCAGAAUCAAACCUACCGGUCCCCGACUCAUCCAUCACCAUCUCAGUUACCAAAGAACCACACAUAUCACUCUUCAAAUCAAUCAUCACCAUCUCCAUCACCACCGACCCAAACGUACCAGUCUCCGAUCCAUCCAUCGCCAUCGCAGAACCAAACCAUGCCAUCUCAGAAAACAUCACAAUUCGUUAUAUCGGAGACUGGUGAUAUAG
Molecule: messenger RNA, 856 nt
Organism: Acanthoscelides obtectus
Lineage: Eukaryota; Metazoa; Arthropoda; Insecta; Coleoptera; Chrysomelidae
Source: the annotation of a GenBank genome assembly